Physcomitrium patens is the source of this 4679-nucleotide messenger RNA. RefSeq lists its product as uncharacterized. The record is from RefSeq and is a predicted model, not a curated record. NCBI's taxonomy places the organism in Eukaryota, Viridiplantae, Streptophyta, Bryopsida, Funariales, Funariaceae. Gene Ontology annotation, molecular function: ATP binding; protein kinase activity. Gene Ontology annotation, biological process: protein phosphorylation; mitotic spindle assembly checkpoint signaling; meiotic sister chromatid cohesion, centromeric.
UCCCUCCUGUGGAAGCAUCCGUUCAGGGUUCGUGAAUCGUCUCCUCAUUUUGCAAGCAGGCAGGCUAACCCUCAUCUCCCCCACCACGAGCCAGUGUUGGCGUUCUGGCAGCUUCGUGGCUGGUGGAAGAUUGUAGGGAGAGCCCGCGGUGGUGGUUGCUAGUUGGUGUUUAGAUGGUGCUGUGAUGUGACGGGGCGAUGUCGUGGAAGUUUUGGUAGUUUCGUGAGUUGGGUUUUUGGGGAUUUCGGAUACUUCGACUCUAAGGAGUCAAGUGGAAUUUUGGGAGGGGUGUGCAAUUUAGAGGUUUGCAGUGUUGGCGGAAUGCGGGGAGGGUAGCUACUGCCAGCGAUGCACCUGGAUACCAUACUUCGGGCUGGGGUCUGUUGGAGGACGCUGGACUUUGUUAAGAAAGUUAUGCCCGUUUGCUUUUGAUUGGUUGGGUGGAGAAGAGUAGGUGGGAGGUGGAUUCGAACAGGUGAUUGAGUUACUGGACCUCCUACUGGGUUAGAGAGCUUGAGAGGCUCAUAUUCUGUUCCGGCUUCACCAAGAGGGUUGUGGGGGAUUAGGGAUCUUUUCAUUUAGGGGUUGUCUGCCGACAGUUUGCAUGGCCAUGAAUACAUACGAAAAUAGCUCUUCGGAAAGCCGCGAUGAUGACUUGCGCAGGACAAUUCUUAAUUUCGUUUCGGAGUAUUCUGGCAAUGACCCCCUUGAGCCAUGGUUACGGUGCAUAAAGUGGUUGAAGGAGAUGAACCCGCCAGGUAAUGUGCAGGUAGUUCUGAAGGAAGUGCUGGAACUUACUGGGAAUGAGUUUCUGGCGGACAACAGAUACAAAUCGGACCUUCGUUAUUUGAGAGUUUGGAUACAAUACGCAGAUUGCUGUGUGGACCGGGGAGGCAUUUUCCCCUUUCUAGAGGCGAAUGGGAUUGGACUGGGGCAUGGGCUGUUCUACGAGGCGUAUGCUAUGUUGCUGGAAUCUUCUAGAGACUUCGCCAAGGCCGAUUAUGUCUUUCAACUUGGCAUAUCUAGGGGAGCACAACCACUUGAAAGAGUGAUGCUCAUGUACAACAACUUUCGCGGCCGAAUGCUUGCACGCCAGAAGCGUAAACAGCGACAGGAGCAAGAACUGAAGGCUUUGUUAGCCAGAGGAGCACAGAGACCUCUUUCUGGCAGUAAUGGCAUCCAAGGAUUGCCAACAAUGCCUCCUUUUCAGAAUAGUGCAAGAGAAGACCCUCUUCCAGACAUGCAAGUUAGUGUUGGUGGUUACAAUGGUCCUGCACCGGUGUUAAUUGGAUCCAAAAUCUACGAGAGCACCGCAGUUAAAGCCGAGUCCAGUUUUGAGGAAGAAAGAAUGCGUCAUUGGGUGCAUAAUAAAUCCUCGCAGUUACGUUCUGCAACGUAUAAUGCUCCUGUAGCCUUCAACAACGUACAGAACAUGUCAAACUCGAUUCACACGGAUACACGAACCAGGGUGAACGAAGUGAAUCAUAAUCCUUAUAGACCUGGUAUCAGAAUGGACUCUAUGCCCAACCAAAUGCCAGGUCAGAAAACAGAGACUUCAAAUGGUUUUCGUAACAGUGUCCCAAAGCUCUCACAGUCUGUUAGGUCAUCACAGCCUGCAGAUGCUGGAAAUGUUCUCUCCAAUGAUUCAUUUGGUGGUGAGAAGCACUUAACGAGACCAGCUACAUCGAGUUUUGUGACUGCAGUGCAGCAACAUCGCAGUCUUCCGUUGCCUCAUAGGGACUUGCCCCAGACUGGGAGGUCACACACAAAUGAAAAUUUAAAAGGAAUGGAACGAAAUGGAAAUCUUGCAGAACCAGCUGGUCAUAGUGAGAAUAUUGAUGAUGUCACCAUCGUGACUAAAUCGGUGACAGAUGAUAUUAUGGCGAUGUUCGCUGACUCGAGACCUGCCUCCUUGCACUCUGAAACUACUGUUAGACCUCCAUCUGCUCAUGAAAACUCUUUCAAGACUGAAAGGUCAUACACAAAUGAGAACGUGAGAGGGAUGGAAAGAAAUUGCAGUUCUGGAGAACGGGCUGGUCAAAGUAAGAUUGUUGACGAUGCCACUAUUAUGACUAAAUCCGUAACGGAUGAUAUCAUGGCGAUGUUCAGCGACCCAAGAGAGACAUCAUCUCGCUCUGAAGCAGUAGCACAAGAAUAUGCAAGUCCUCUGGCGUCGCACAGGGGCAUGCCCAAGAUUGAGAAGUCAUACACAAACGAGAACUUAGCGGGGACAGUAGUCAAUGUCAGCAGUGUGCAGCGACCUGGUCAGAGUGAGGUUCUUGAUGAUCUCACUAUGGACUCUAAAUCGGUGACAGAUGAUAUAAUGUCGAUGUUCAGCGACUCUUUUGCACGUAAGGAACCUGGUCAGAGAGGCGUGACCUCUAGCUUUGCGAAGACCACCGUGCCUUACGCAGGUACUCAGAAAGGCACACCACCUGUUAAUGGAGGACUUAGAGCUCCUGUAGCACCGAAUCAACCUGUUCGCAAGUCUGCCAAUGCAAGCGCUCCACAUAACAGUCCGAGUACCUCUAUUCCUAGUGAUUCAGAGUCCAGAACUUUAAACGUUGCAGCAGAUUACAAAGGGAUCACCGCCUCAAUACAGCAACAGUCUAGCCAUAUUGCUGUUGGAGGAAAAAGUAUGGCGGCUGAAGGCGUUAAGCCGGAAGCGUCGGCACAUACCAGUUGGAGUUCAGAUAAUCAAGUGCAUAAUAAGGCUGCUACCAUUCACCCACGGGAGUUCGUCAGCGUUCAUAAAGAUGUCGCUUCGAGUAGCACGUCUGCUGUGGACACUGAAGCUCCUCCUAAUCAGAAGAGCAUGGAGCAGACAGCUGUUGGACUACGGAUCACGAAGGAAAGCAGAGGCAGCAUUCCUGAUGAACACUCUAAGCCAGAUCAAGGUACAGCACAGGGCCGGAGCUGUGGAAAAAAUAGAGUAAACAAUGAAUAUAGUGUGUAUGACGAUAGCAGUAUUAGAUCAACUUCGAGCCGAAAACGCUCAAGCUGGUCUACUAGCGCCAAGGGUAGUACUCAUUGUAUCUAUCUUAGCGAUGAAGAAGAAAAGAUCGACAAUAGGGACAACAAGAAGCAAAAGGUGCAGGUUGCAUCUACCACCUUCAACGAAGGAUCUGGAGUCCGGGAGAGUGGUACUCCUGUUAUGGACAGAUCCGACGUCACGAGGGAGCAGCAACCCUCGCAGUAUUCUCCAAUCGUCUGCUCGACUCCAAGCAAAAGCAUUACCACCUUCAAAGGAUCAACUUCUCUGCAAAGGAAUAUCUUGGAGCCUACACUUUCUAGGACGGAGCACAGGAAGAAACCGGGAGGACAAUUAUAUCCAUGGGAGCAAUCACUGCUAGCUAGUUUAUUGAAAGAGUUAGACCCGCCAUUGUCCAAAUAUAAGGGAUAUAUUUACAGCUCCAAGAAAUAUUCAGGAAAAGUAUCUUUGGCCACUUUUGCUUCCACCAAACCCGGUGUGAAGAACAAACCAUUAGAGUUGGGCUGCAGCAAGUAUCAGUUGAAGGGAUGUACAGGUCGUGGCGCAUUUGCUCAAGUCUACUUAGCUGAUGCUCUUCACAAUAAUGGAGAUAGCCAUCGUGUAGUGCUUAAAGUUCAAAAGCCACCCUGUCCUUGGGAAUUCUAUAUAUAUCGUCAGCUUGAUGUGCGUAUCCUUUCAGAAGAGAGAUGCUCAUACGGAUGCGCCCAGAAUAUUCACAUCUAUGCGGAUUGUAGCUUCAUGGAAUGCGACUUUGGUCAAUACGGAACCCUUCAGGAUGUUAUCAAUUCUUAUCUCAGUAAGGGCCAACGAAUGGAUGAAGCUUUGUGCAUUUUCUACACCAUAGAAAUGUUGCACAUGUUGGAAAAUCUUCAUAAAGUUGGUCUCAUUCAUGGAGACUUCAAACCUGACAAUCUGCUUAUACGCAGCAGCAGUGAGAAUCUGGGAGUUUGGACUCCUGAUAAGUCAGGUUCCUGGAAGCAGCAGGGUGUGUGUCUCAUAGAUUGGGGUCGCAGCAUUGACCUUACUCUCUUCGCUGAAGGAACGGAAUUUGUGGGCGACAGCAAGACUGAUGGGUUUCGGUGCACAGAAAUGAUUGAGAAGAAACCGUGGACUUUUCAGGUGGAUACAUAUGGCUUGUGUGGGGUUGCACACUGCCUUUUGCACGGGAACUAUAUGGAGAUAGAUAAGCGCUCAAGCAAUGGGGCCCCACAGGUCGUUUACCGCCCGAAGGCGCCUUAUAAAAGGUAUUGGAACGUGAAUUUGUGGCAGAAUUUUUUCGAGACACUGCUUAACUUGAAGACCGACAAGAGCUAUGACACUUUGAAUAAGUUGCGUAGGUCAUUUGAAGAUUAUUUGUGUAGCGAUUCAGCUUUAACGAAAAAACUGAGAGACCUAUUGACGAAGCAGAACACUAUGCUUCUCAGCCGGAAGUGAAUGCACUUCUUAAUUGUGUAUCAUGAUUCCUUAUAUUGGUGACCCCACAACCUCGCUCUUGGUCGAGUCUUUCUACUUUGAGGAUGAGAAAUUCAAUUGUAAAAUAUAGAAAUGCUGCCUUUACUUGGACAACACUUAGUAUUCGAACUCUUUCCAGUUAGUUAAUUAAUUCCGUCUUUUGAGUAGAUUCUCACAAAUUUGCCACUUUCUGCAAUAUAUUAUUUGCAUCACCUGACCUCUUUAGCUGGCCUUA